Lactuca virosa is the source of this 404-nucleotide messenger RNA. NCBI's taxonomy places the organism in Eukaryota, Viridiplantae, Streptophyta, Magnoliopsida, Asterales, Asteraceae. The record is from the annotation of a GenBank genome assembly.
AUGAGACUGAGCUACAUCGCUUCUAGGUUAAAGCCCAAGCGACGAGGAGUCCUCAAGAGAGGAACACCCGGCUUGAGAAUAUGUAGAAAUGAAUGCAGACAAUAUAUUUAUGUAGUUUUUGCAAAAUUUUUUGUUGACCAUAUACUAAGUGUUAAGGAUGGAAUGUGGGGUAGUCACUUGAACGGUGGUUGUGUGUUAUACACGGUUACAAGUUAGGAGACUAUUUAGGGACUUAAAAAAGAUUUUAGCUACAACGAGAUUUUAAACAACCUCAAAAAGGAAUUCUGGUGCAUUGGCACUGUCAUUGAAGACCACGAGUUAGGCCACAUGUCUAUUAAUUAAUUCUCUUGUAUUAUAAAUACUAUAUUUGGAAUUUUUUUAGAGUAACUUAAGGCUAUUUGCAC